GCGCGAGGACAACGUGCAUGACUUGGAGGGACAGUCUCCAACUUCACGAAAUCACGAUCGAUUAAUUUGCGUUUUAGGUAGCUUGCAUAAAAACCUAAACGCCACACUAAACCUAAACGCAGCAGAAAAGGCUACCAACCGAAGGGAAUAAUGUCUUUGGUUUGCGCAAUUUCCAAUGAGGUUCCUGAGCAUCCCUGCGUUUCACCGGUGUCCAACCAAGUGUUCGAGCGCCGGCUGAUUGAGAAAUAUAUUGUUGAAAAUGGAGCAGACCCUAUCAACGGCCAACCUCUGUCCGAAGAGCAGUUGAUCGAUAUCAAGGUUUCGCAUCCCAUCCGCCCCAAGGCUCCAUCAGCAACUAGCAUUCCAGCUAUCCUCAAGUCGCUACAGGAUGAAUGGGACGCUGUGAUGCUGCACAGUUUCACUCUGCGCCAGCAGCUGCAGACCACGCGCCAGGAGCUCUCCCACGCCCUCUACCAGCAUGACGCCGCCUGCAGAGUCAUCGCCCGCCUCACCAAAGAGGUCACCGCGGCCAGAGAGGCUCUUGCCACACUCAAACCUCAAGCUGGAUUGGUUGUUCCACAGGCUGCUCCUGCCUCCCAGCCAGCCGUGGGUGCCGGUGGGGAGCCUAUGGAGGUUACCGAACAGGUCGGCAUGACCGCAGAGAUCAUACAGAAGCUGCAAGACAAGGCCACUGUGCUGACAACAGAGAGAAAGAAGAGAGGAAAGACUGUGCCAGAGGAACUGGUCAGAGCCGAGGAUCUGGGCAAAUACAGACAAGUGGCUUCUCAUGUUGGGCUGCAUAGUGCCAGUAUCCCAGGCAUCCUCUGUCUGGACCUCUGUCCCUCAGACACCAACAAAGUUCUCACUGGUGGCGCUGAUAAGAAUGUGGUGGUGUUUGACCGCCGGGAGGAGCAGAUUGUGGCCACCCUCAAAGGUCACACCAAGAAGGUCUCCUCUGUCAUCUACCAUCCUUCUCAGUCGGUGGUGUUCUCCGCUUCUCCCGACACCACCAUCCGGGUGUGGUCCGUUACCGGGGGCAACUGUGUGCAGGUCGUGCGCGCUCAUGAGGCAAGCGUGACUGGCCUCUCCCUGCACGCCACUGGAGACUACCUACUCAGCUCUUCUGAGGAUCAGUACUGGGCCUUCUCUGAUGUCCAGACUGGUCGCGUUCUGACUAAAGUGACCGACGAAACCGCAGGAUGUGCUCUGACAUGUGCUCAGUUCCACCCUGACGGUCUGAUCUUUGGUACUGGCACUGCUGACUCUCAGAUCAAGAUCUGGGAUCUGAAGGAGCGCACCAACGUGGCCAACUUCCCUGGACACUCUGGCCCAGUCACGGCCAUCGCCUUCUCUGAGAACGGUUAUUACCUGGCCACAGGUGCCCAGGACAGCUCUCUGAAGCUUUGGGAUCUGAGGAAACUUAAGAACUUCAAGACUAUUGCACUGGAUAACAAUUAUGAGGUGAAGUCCCUGGUGUUCGACCAGAGUGGUACCUACCUGGCCGUGGGUGGAUCUGACAUCAGAGUGUACAUCUGCAAGCAGUGGUCUGAGGUCCUGAACUUUGGCGAUCAUACUGGACUGGUGACCGGCGUGGCUUUUGGAGAGCAUGCACAGUUCCUCUCUUCCACUGGAAUGGACAGAAGCCUCAAGUUCUACAGUCUGUAGGAUGGAGAGAUAGAUUUGUGUGUGUGUGUGUGUGUGUGUGUGUGUGUGUGUGUGUGUGUGUGUGUGUGUGUGUGUGCGCGCAAAUGAGGGGAAAAUGAGAAAUUGAGGUGUCCAGUGGUAGCAACAAGUUUUGUAUUUUAGCGUUUGUCAGAAAUGAUGUGAAGCAGCCAGAAUCAAACUUUUCUGUAUAAUUUUUGGUGACCAAUCAUAAGAAUUGUAUUUGCAUAAAUAUUGGUCGGUACCCACUGCAUCUGUGUGCUCUGUAAGCAUUUAAAGUAGGUUUCUUUUUUUUUUUUUUUUUUUGUAAUGAUGUUUGGAAUUGUGGAGGCAGGGGUUUGAAAUUCGCUCCUACAUGUCCAACUCUCAGACCCAUUGUCUAUGAUUCAUUAGCUCUGAAACUAAACUGCUUUUCCAAUAAACAUUUUGUGUCUGUACUUGCCAUUGUAUGAUUAGCAAGGAAAAAAUACUGUCAAGUUCAGAUGUGUCCCAUUCUUUUCCUAUAUUUCCCUUUUCAACUUCUAAACCUCUUUGAGUUCAUAGACCUGUAUAUUUUGUCUUCCACCAUAGUUACUUAUGUAGACUGGUAUAUCAAUAUGAAUUCAAGCUCAAUAAAGACAUUUUUUUUCUGUA
Molecule: messenger RNA, 2295 nt
Organism: Sardina pilchardus (European sardine)
Lineage: Eukaryota; Metazoa; Chordata; Actinopteri; Clupeiformes; Clupeidae
Gene: prpf19
Product: pre-mRNA processing factor 19
Exons: 16
Coding region: 151-1665 (504 amino acids)
Biological process (GO): protein ubiquitination; mRNA splicing, via spliceosome; DNA repair
Cellular component (GO): cytoplasm; Prp19 complex; U2-type catalytic step 1 spliceosome
Molecular function (GO): protein binding; ubiquitin protein ligase activity
Source: RefSeq, a predicted model, not a curated record